Messenger RNA from Schistocerca americana (American grasshopper), 1226 nucleotides. RefSeq names its product acyl-CoA Delta-9 desaturase-like. Gene Ontology annotation, cellular component: endoplasmic reticulum membrane. NCBI's taxonomy places the organism in Eukaryota, Metazoa, Arthropoda, Insecta, Orthoptera, Acrididae. Gene Ontology annotation, molecular function: iron ion binding; stearoyl-CoA 9-desaturase activity. The coding region runs from base 116 to 1153 and encodes 345 amino acids. The transcript is spliced from 6 exons. Gene Ontology annotation, biological process: unsaturated fatty acid biosynthetic process. The record is from RefSeq and is a predicted model, not a curated record.
CAAAGUUCCUGCUAGCAGUUGUCCUCGAAAAGAAGAUCCGGGCAGAAUAACUGCCGUAAUCCAGAGUAGAAAUUUAAAGGCUUACGCUCUAAGCAGACAGCGAGAAAAUAGAGCAAUGGCGCCACGUCCACAGAGCCCAGAAAUAAAGCCAGAGGAAGACGCAUGCGCCCGGGUGGACGAGACCCCAGGGAGAGAACCCAGUAAGCCGUACGUGAGGCAGAUCUACUGGACCAACGUGGUGGGCAUCGCCGCACUGCACCUGGCCGCCCUCUGGGGGAUUACGUGGACGCCAUUCUAUGCCAAGGUGCUCACCAUCUUAUGGGCGAUCUUCCUGGGCGGCGCAGGUGGGUUCGGAGUGACGGCAGGUGCCCACCGGCUGUGGACUCACCGCGCCUACAAAGCCACGUGGCCUGCCAGGGUCAUCCUUAUGGUCUGCUACUGCAUCGCCGGACAGAACCCGCUGUACGACUGGGUGCGCGACCACCGGGUGCACCACAAGUUCAGCGAGACGGACGCGGACCCGCACAACGCCCGCCGCGGCUUCUUCUUCGCGCACGUGGGCUGGCUCAUGAUGCGCAAGCACCCGGAGGUCGUCCGCCGCGGCAAGCAGAUCGACAUGAGCGACAUCCUCGCCGACCCGGUCGUCCGCUUCCACCAGAAGUACUUUAGGCCACUGAAAUUCAUGCUGUGCUUCUACCUACCUGUGAUGAUCCCUGUGUGGCUGUGGGCUGAAGACUGGUAUCUAUCCUUGGUCGUCAACGCCAUCAUCCGGUAUGCCUGUAGCCUCAACUUCACCUGGCUAGUCAACAGUGCUGCACAUAUCUGGGGCAACAAGCCUUAUGACAGGCGUAUCAGCCCAGUGGAGAACCGUUUGGUGGCAUUUCUAGCAAUGGGUGAGGGGUGGCACAACUACCAUCAUGCCUUCCCCUGGGACUACAAGGCAGCUGAGCUGGGUGCAUACGGCUUCAAUGUUACCACCCUGUUUUUGGACCUCUUCGCACGCCUCGGUAUGGUGUACGACAGAAGAGUGCCUUCUGAGGACCUAGUCCGUCGGACAGCACUGAUGAAUGGCGAUGGUUCUCACCCUGUGUACCGCCAAAAUGAUGUCACUGACUUGUCCCUGCAGAAAGCACCUGCCACAGGUGGUUCAUGAGACUGACCAAGCUUGCAGUGUUGUCAUCUGGCUGCGUUCGAUUUUGGCAUGUGUGAGUUGCGUGAUUCAUGCA